UGUAUAAUUACCACUACAUGCUGCUCAGUUAUACGGUAUUACGUGUCUUUUUUCGGGUUUAAAUGGCCUUUAAGAUAUUUUCCAGACUCACCGCGUUAAACCUCCGUCUGAAGUCUCCUCCGGCCGCCUUCAGAGCGCUGAGCUCCGGCUGCAGUUUAACGGUGGAACACGACCGACAGAACCGGCGCUUCACCGUCGCUCCGGGCAGCGGGGCGGGUGACCCCGACAGUGCGGUGCUGCACUACAAAUUCACCGGAGAGAAGGAAGUGGAUCUAAUAUCAACCUUCGUACCAGAGACAUUCAGGGGUCAAGGUGUUGCUGCUCUGCUGUCACAGGCUGCCAUGGACUUCUUGGUUGAAGAAAACCUCAAGGCUCAUAUUUCCUGUUGGUACAUAAAGAAAUACAUCGAGGAACAUCCACAACAACAACAAUAUAAAGAACUUGUCAUCACUUGACUGCAGCCUGUAUGUCCAAUACAGCCUGAGAUACUACCUCUAAUCAUAUACAACCUCAUGCACAUUAUUGUACAGUUAUGUAAUUAUGUACAUUAUUGUACAGUUAUAUGGAGGCCAAAUGAAAAUGUGCCAUACUUGAUCUGAAGCAUCUAAACGUCACAUAAUAUUAAACAUAAAAAGGCCUUAAACACAUUAAAGUAAGGCACUGUGUAAUUCAUAUAUAUUUUUUUAUAUUUAAUUAAUCUUAAUUAUGAGUAUAUUUACUGAAAAUACCCUCAGAUAAAUUCUGGAUUUGUAGAUGAAGAUUUUUUUUUUAAUUUUUUAUUUAUUUUUGUCUGUUAUAUUUUCUCACAAAAUAGUUAUAUUUAUUAAUUAUUAAAGAUUGAGGAAAAUACAUGUUUGAUGAUGUCUGCACAGUAAAAUAAAUGAAUAAAAAUCUUUCUAAAAUGUAUUUGUUUAAAAUAAAAUGUGGUCUCGUCUUUGACCAUCAUUGAUAUCAGGA
Messenger RNA from Centropristis striata (black sea bass), 957 nucleotides. Its product is annotated as protein NATD1-like. Lineage: Eukaryota; Metazoa; Chordata; Actinopteri; Perciformes; Serranidae. Bases 63 to 455 code for a protein of 130 amino acids. The record is from RefSeq and is a predicted model, not a curated record. The transcript is spliced from 3 exons.